Molecule: messenger RNA, 1229 nt
Organism: Culex pipiens pallens (northern house mosquito)
Lineage: Eukaryota; Metazoa; Arthropoda; Insecta; Diptera; Culicidae
Product: hydroxyacyl-coenzyme A dehydrogenase, mitochondrial-like
Exons: 2
Coding region: 160-1077 (305 amino acids)
Biological process (GO): fatty acid beta-oxidation
Cellular component (GO): mitochondrion
Molecular function (GO): (3S)-3-hydroxyacyl-CoA dehydrogenase (NAD+) activity; NAD+ binding
Source: RefSeq, a predicted model, not a curated record
ACGUGUCGCCGGAACGUAGGAUCCCUUUUGAAACCGGCUAAACUGUGUAAUAGCUUCCUUCUGUUACGUGAUUUGUUCCGUUGUCCAUCGGCCAGUGUGGUUGGGUAUUAAUUAGAUUAACGUAAGAUAGCUACAUUUAGAGGAAAUAUUCAAAAGAAAAUGUCCGUGUUUCGUGUAUUCACCCGUAACAUGGCCACGGCGGCCAAAAUUAACAACGUUGUGAUCAUCGGCGGGGGCCUUAUGGGCUCCGGAAUCGCUCAGGUCGCAGCAGCAACCGGUCACAACGUAACGAUCGUAGAAAUGAACGAUCAGCUGGUGGGCAAAGCUCUCGGCGGUAUCAAGAAAAGUCUUGAACGUGUCGCAAAGAAGCAGUUCAAAGAUGACGCCGCCAAGGGCCAACAAUACGUCGACGGCACGCUGAGCAAACUGAAGGGCUCGACAAAGCUGGAGGAAGCCGUGGCCAGCACGGACCUUGUCGUGGAAGCCAUCGUCGAGAAAAUGAACAUCAAACACGAACUGUUCAGCAAAAUCGACGCUGCUGCCCCGGCCAGCGCCAUCUUCACCAGCAACACCUCGUCGCUGUCGAUCGCGGAAAUCGGCGCGGUCACCAAGCGGCAGGACCGCUUCGGAGGCUUGCACUUCUUUAACCCGGUCCCGAUGAUGAAGCUGCUGGAGGUCAUUCGCACCGAAAAGACCUCCGAAGAAACGUACCAACAGCUGAUGGAAUUCGGCAAGAAACUCGGCAAAACGUGCAUCACCUGCAAGGACACGCCCGGCUUCGUGGUGAACCGGCUGCUCGUGCCGUACAUGGCCGAGGCGAUCCGUCUGCUCGAGCGAGGCGAUGCCAGCGCGCGGGACAUUGACAUCGCGAUGAAACUUGGCGCCGGCUAUCCUAUGGGGCCAUUCGAACUGAGCGAUUACGUAGGGUUGGACACGACGAACAACAUCAUUCACGGGUGGCACGAAAAGUUCCCGGAGAAUCCGCUGUUCAAUCCACCCAAGAUGCUGGAAAAGCUGGUCUCCGAGGGCAAGCUGGGCGUCAAAAGUGGGGAAGGAUUCUAUUCGUACAAGAAGUAAAGUCGGAAUGGGGGGUUUGAGUAGAGUGAAGCAUUUGUAAAAUCAAUUUAUCUUUUGAAUCUCUAUUCAUUGGUUGAGAGAUUGGCAAAAGACAAAAUAAAUUCCAUUUGCAUGCGAAAUAAAUAUUUUCAACAUUAAUCGUGGCAUCUAAA